Messenger RNA from Helianthus annuus (common sunflower), 881 nucleotides. Its product is annotated as auxin-responsive protein SAUR36. The transcript has a single exon. The record is from RefSeq and is a predicted model, not a curated record. Gene Ontology annotation, biological process: response to auxin. NCBI's taxonomy places the organism in Eukaryota, Viridiplantae, Streptophyta, Magnoliopsida, Asterales, Asteraceae. Bases 221 to 700 code for a protein of 159 amino acids.
CCCCUCACCACCUUUAUAUAUAUACCACCUUUAACACUUGACGUGGAUUCACAUCUUUCUGACUCAAUCACAAACCUUUUGACCUCACUCAAAUCAUCAUUUUUUCCAUUAAAAGCUUGACCACCACCACCCUAUAUCCCACAACUUGCCGUGUUAAUUCGAGAUUCUGAUCACUACCCAUUUCAUUUCACAGAAAACCCUUGUAAUCUUAUCAACUUUCAUGGCCAUGAAACAACAAAUUCGUGGUUUCCGAAUUCGCAUGAAGCUUGCUAAAGUGAUCAAAUGGGCACUUCAUGAAAAACCCUUAAAUGGUACGGACAAAGCCAUGACAAGGCUAUGCAAGUUCGGCAGGAGUAUAAAAAGAACCAUAAAAGACCUCUUGUUGUUGAAACCGGGUUCAAAUUAUAUUCGGCUUGGGCGAGAAAGCAUGGAUAGGGAAAAACCGGUGCCGAGAGGGCAUUUGGCGGUUUAUUUUGGAGAAGAAGAGGAUGAUUUACGUAGGGUUUUGGUGCCGGUGAUUUAUUUUAAUCAUCCACUUUUUGGUGAGUUGUUGAGGGAGGCUGAGAAGGUUUAUGGGCAUGAUCAUUGUGGUGGUAUACAUGUACCGUGCCGGUUUUCUGAAUUCGAGGAUGUACAAAGUAGGAUUAGUGCCGCCGGUGGUUGUGGUGUGUAUGGUGGUUCACGGCGGAGCUGGUUGUAACGGUGGUGGUUGACUAGAGUCACCUAUUUUUAAAGAGAUUAUAUUGUUUGUGUUUCAUGUUUUCUAGUGGUUUGUGCUACUUUGUUAGCCUCCUUGUCACAUGUAAAUAUAAUUUGGAGUUUAUCUUUUAAAGUUUUAAUAAAUUUACUAAUGCAAGAUAUGCAAAAGUGAUUGAUUCAAA